AUGGAGAAGAUUGUCCAUGUUUACUCUCGGCGCCGCAGUGACUUUGGUCGUCCCUGUGUUCUGAGCGACCGAGACCCAGAGGUCACUGUGGACAUCGUCCCAGAACCAGGACUCAUAGGAAACUUCAUCCACUGCACACCCAGAGACCAGGCCAGCCAGGCGGGUCAGGACCUGUCCCAGCACCAGGUAACAGCGCCCCCUGCUGGGUGUAGUGACUGUGUUAGUGACAGCGCCCUCUGCUGGGUGUAG
This is a messenger RNA of Knipowitschia caucasica, 249 nucleotides long. NCBI's taxonomy places the organism in Eukaryota, Metazoa, Chordata, Actinopteri, Gobiiformes, Gobiidae. The record is from the annotation of a GenBank genome assembly.